Messenger RNA from Syngnathus typhle (broad-nosed pipefish), 1950 nucleotides. RefSeq names its product calpain, small subunit 1 a (gene capns1a). The record is from RefSeq and is a predicted model, not a curated record. Gene Ontology annotation, molecular function: calcium ion binding. The transcript is spliced from 11 exons. Lineage: Eukaryota; Metazoa; Chordata; Actinopteri; Syngnathiformes; Syngnathidae. Bases 225 to 875 code for a protein of 216 amino acids.
AAUAAGAGAUUAGAGGUGCGGUUCUGGCAGCAGGACGGAUACAGUUUGCACUCUUGUAGUCCAUAUUCCCUUCCUACUUGCUCCAAUCAGGUUGUGUUUGUGGUCACGGUAAACCGGACGGACAGACGAACCGGGGGAUCUUCAGUGCCAGGCCAGCUGCUUCGAAACUUGCCCAACACCGGCCGACUUUCUCGCUAACUACUUGCGCACUGCGCUGACUAAAGAUGUCAUUUGCCAGUAAAUUCAUCGGUGGCCUAAUUAAUGUCAUCGGCAACAUCGACCCGGCCGCGUUCAUGCCCUCGGAACCUCCUCCACCUCGCAGACCCAUCGCAUACGCCGAGCAGCAUGAGAACGAUGAGGAGAAACAGUUCCGCAGAGUCUUCCAGCAACUGGCCGGAGAUGACAUGGAAGUGAGUCCUGCUGAACUCAUGAACAUCCUCAACAAAAUUAUUGGAAAACAUGGAGAUCUGAAGACGGAUGGCUUCAGUAUUGAGUCUUGCAGAAGCAUGGUGGCAGUCAUGGAUAGUGACAGCACUGGAAAACUCGGCUUCCAUGAAUUCAAAUACUUGUGGAACAACAUCAAGAAAUGGCAGGCAAUGUACAAGACCUACGAUACUGAUGGCUCUGGGGUGAUUGGGGCGGAUGAAUUGCCCAACGCUUUCAAAGCUGCUGGCUUUCCUCUGAGUGAGCAGCUGUUCCAGAUGAUCAUUCGCAGGUACAGCGACGAGAGCGGCAACUUGGAUUUUGACAACUACAUUGGCUGUCUCGUAAGGCUGGACGCCAUGUGCCGUGCCUUUAAAACGCUGGAUAAGGACAACAACGGGAGUAUCAAAGUCAAUGUUCAGGAGUGGCUUCAGUUGACCAUGUAUUCUUGAGCCCAGGAGAGUCCUACUUUGUUUACAUGGUCUGUAGCUAUAUAUAUCACCAUCUUCCAGCAACUUCCCAUUUUAUUCAGCCCACUCACUGUCUGCAAAUGUUCAUUUUGAAGCUGUUAGCGUAUUGUUGAAUGUGCCAUAUUACUUGUAAAGCAAAUAUGAAUGCUGUGUCAAUCAAAGAAGCACAAACCUUCACUGACAAUGGUCACACCGCUGAAGAGAAAGCUGUUAGCCAACAUGAUAAAUUGCAUGUUGAGCUUAAGUCGUUAGCUUUGCUAUUUGACAUUUGCUUUUUGACUGUACUCGAGUCCGAAAUGAAAUGUGAAGCGUCAAAUCCAAAUUAUAGACCACAUAAAAUGUGAAAUAGUUUGGCUGAAUCAAAAACAUUUCAGUUGACAAAAACAUUAAAAUUGUGAAAGUCAGGAUCAAUUUUAAAGGGCAAACCUCUCUCCUCCAAAACAGCCAUAAAGAUGUUUAGUUGUUUGCCUUUUAAUUCACAUUUUAUUUUGCAUUACAUCAAGUACAUUGUUUUAAGUCUAGCCUGCAAAUGUUGGCUAAGUCUUGUAAUCAAUUAAUUUUAUAUAAUAUAUUAUAUAUAUAUAUAUAUUAUAUUAUAUAUAUUAUAUAAUAUAAUUAUAUAUAUAUUAUAUAUAUAUAUAAUAUGGAUGUAUAUAUAUAUAUAUAUAUAUAUAUAUAUAUAUAUACACACACACACACACAUACAAAUGGAAAUUUGAAAUGUUAUCUCUUGUCCUCUCCUGAUAGCAUGUUUUAACAUAGAGACAUUGUUUUGGAUUACAGGCUGAUAGGUGUUUUUGUCAUUUUAUGUCAUUUUAUGUUCCAUAUUAGUCCCACCUGCCCAUGUUACCAUUUGUUACAACUCCAAAUUCUGGGAAUAUGCCUGAACCAGCAUAAUGUGUGAAUGAAUACACAAUACAGAUUUGUAUGCUACUAAUGCAUGCAGCCAAUAAUUGAGGUGCCUUUUCAAAGUUUUUGUCAUUCUAGUUAUAAGCACUUAACUUUUCGUUGAAAUACACACGUGUGCUGUAUUGGAAAUAAAGGUGUGAUCAACGUG